Trichechus manatus latirostris (Florida manatee) is the source of this 3400-nucleotide messenger RNA. RefSeq names its product zinc finger protein OZF-like. The record is from RefSeq and is a predicted model, not a curated record. Gene Ontology annotation, molecular function: RNA polymerase II cis-regulatory region sequence-specific DNA binding; DNA-binding transcription factor activity, RNA polymerase II-specific. NCBI's taxonomy places the organism in Eukaryota, Metazoa, Chordata, Mammalia, Sirenia, Trichechidae. Gene Ontology annotation, cellular component: nucleus. Gene Ontology annotation, biological process: regulation of transcription by RNA polymerase II.
GGACCGCCGAAUAGGUGGGGGGACCUGUGUGUCCUGGUGCAUUAACAGGCUUCCAGCAAACAAAAAGCUGUCAAGCUCUGCAUUGCGCUGAUGGCAGCUUUCACACCCUGUCUGCUGUAUUGGUGGCUUAGCGUUCUGAUCCCAAGUGUGGUGCAGGAAGAACUAGUCCAGUCCAGGAAGCUGAAGACCUACGGCCGCCAUCUUGCACAUCCCUAAAUCACAAGUAAGGAUUUCAGCUGCUCUGACUGGUGUGUGGACCAAACAUUCAUCUUCCUCCAAAUGGCCCAGUGCUCUGCUUCCACUCCCAUUCCUCUUCCUGAAGUGGCUUCUUGGGCUUAGAGACAACAUUCACUUAGCCUUCCAGUGGAUCCAGGAAAUGGACUCAGUAACCAUUGAGGAUGUGGCUGUGGUCUUUAGCCAGGAAGAGUGGGCUUUGCUGGAUCUUACUCAGAGGAAACUCUUUAGAGAUGUGAUGAUGGAAACCUUCAGAAACCUGGCCUCAGUAGUGUCUCGAAACCUUGAUAAUGGAGAAAAGUUAUCCAGUGAACAUAUAAUGGUGCAGUUCAUGAAGAAUAAGACCUGGUCCUCCAUGUUAGGAGAUAUAUCCAAAUUGCAUGGCAAUAAAGAUCAGCAUAAAAACCAGGAGAGACAUUUGAGAAGUCAUGCAGUAGAGAACCUCUGUGAAUGUAAUGAAGGCCAUCAGUGUCAGAAAACCUUCAGCCAGAUUCCAAAUCUUACUAUGCUAAAAAGAAAUCCUCCAGAAGUGAAUCCUUUUGAAUGCCAUGCAUGUGGAAAAGCCUUCAUGGAUCACUCAUCACAUAACCAUCAUACCAGAUCUGACAGUGAAUGCAGUGCUUGUCAGUGUAAGGAAUGUGGAGAAGCCUGCAGUUGUCCCUCUCACCUAAACACUCCUGUGAGAAUUCUUAAUGGAAAGAAACCCCAUAAAUGUAAGGUAUGUGGGAAGGACUUUAUUUGCAUCUCAACCCUUAAGAAUCCUGUGACAACACUCACUGGUGAGAAACGCUAUGAAUGUAACAAAUGUGGGAAAGAUUUCUGUAGUUUCUCAUCCAUUUGGAUACAUGUGAGAGGUCAUAAGCUUGAAUGUAAAGAAUGUUGUAAAACCUGUGUUCCUUCAUCCCUCAUUUUACAUAAAAAAUCUCAUAACAGAGAUAAUCCUUAUGAAUGUAAGGAAUGUGGGAAAGCCUUUAGUUAUUCCUCAUCCCUUACUACACAUAUGCGAACUCACAGUGGAGACAGGCCUUAUGAAUGUAAGGAAUGUGGGAAAGCUUUUAGUCAGACUUCAAACCUCACUACACAUAUGCGAACUCAUAGUGGAGAAAGGCCUUACAAAUGUAAAGAAUGUGGGAAAGCCUUCAGGUGUUCCUCACACCUCACUACACACAUGAAAACUCACAAUGGGCAGAGACCUUAUGAAUGUAAGGAAUGUGGGAAAGCCUUUAGUCAAGUGUCAUCCCUCACUCAGCAUAUAAGAACUCACAGUGGAGUGAGGCCUUAUAAAUGUAAGGAAUGUGGGAAAGCCUUUAGGUGUUCCUCACACCUCACUACACAUAUAAAAACUCACAGUGGGCAGAGGCCUUAUGAAUGUAACGAAUGUGGGAAAGCUUUCAGUAAUUCCUCAGCCCUCACUAAACAUACAAGAACUCAUAGUGGAGCGACGCCUUAUCGAUGUAAAGAGUGUGGGAAGGUCUUUAGGCAAGCCUCAAAUCUCACUACACAUAGAAGAAUUCAUAGUGGAGAGAGGCCUUAUGAAUGUAAGGAAUGUGGGAAAGCUUUUAGUCGUUCCACACACCUUACUACACAUAUAAGAACUCACAGUGGAGAGAGACCUUACGAAUGUAAGGAAUGUGGGAAAACCUUUAGUCAUUCCUACUGCCUCUCUGAACACAUAAGAACUCACAGUGGAGAGAGGCCUUACGAAUGUAAGCAGUGUGGGAAAGCCUUUAGUUGUUCCUCAUCCCUCACUAAACAUAUAAGACUCACAGUGGAGAGAGGCCUUAUGAAUGUAAGCAAUGUAGGAAAGCCUUUAGUCAGGCCUCAUCCCUCACUAAACAUAUAAGAACUCAUAGUGAAGGGAGACCUUAGGAAUGUAAGGAAUGUAGGAAAGCCUUUAGUCAGGCCUAACUGUUCACUUCACGUAUAAGAACUCAUAGUGGAGAGACUAUGUCAAAAGUGGCGCGUUUCAUCCUUACUGCUGUAAUCCCAAACAGCAAAUUUCUGAAAGUCUGCGAUUAAAGAACAAAGUUUCUCUGUGAGUGAGAAACCAAUACUAACUCAAAGAAGGGGCCAUUAGAACUACUUUGUGCCUUUGGGAGAGAUGACAGUUUCAUUGUAACUGCAGGGCUGUCCUCAUCAGUAUUUGCUACUUUCUCAAAGCUAAAUUUUACCUUUCUGAAAGUCUUCGGUUACUACAGGGAAUAGCCUUGAGCAAAUGCGGUUUUAUAUUUUUUAAUGUUAUUAUUGAUGUUAUUUUGCAUACAAUUAAAUACACUCAUCUUGUAUUUGGUUUAAGAGUGUUUUGUUUUCAUAUUUAACACAUUUCCUUCCAUUCUUUCCUAUUGUAAAGUUAACUAUUUUAUCUUUUGUAGUUAGUAAGUUUCUCAUAGGGCGAUACUUUGAGACUGCAAAUAUUCUGUUUUUCAUUGUACUGUGGCCUAAUUUUAGUAUCCAUUGAAAAUUAUUACCUAUGCUUAUUACUGUGGUGUUUACCGAAAUGUUACCGGGUGGAAACCUCAGAUCCUGCUCGGCAUGACUCAUAUCGGCCAGUAGACAGGAGACUGGGAUGGAAGAGUGGAAAGGUGCUUCUAUUUUGUUGCGCAAGGAAAGGAGACAGAGCUGCUGCCACCAAGACUGCUCAGAGAUGGUGAGGGGAAAUGUUACUUUUAAGGAGUUUACAAGUAGGAAUUUCGUACAAAUUACAUUAGCAACAUUCUUAAUCAUACUACGGAGGUGCAGUGGGGCUUACAUAUAACUUUGUGCAUCACCAGGAUUUUCAUGUAAAUUUACAGUGUGCCAGGCAAAGGAAACAGGAUUCUAAUACAAAGCCGCAGGGCAAGCUAAGCAGGCUGCUUGAGGCAGUGGAAUUUUCCGCAGCCUGAGGACCUCUGUCUUAAAAUGGUAUUUUUUUCCCCAAUCAUUUAUUCUGUAUUAAUUGGAAUUUUACAAAAAAUAGAUUUCUUUUCUCUCCCCUUUGUUUAUUAAAUUGUUAAUCCUGGCAGUCUCUGGAUUAUGAAUGAGUUCCAUUUGUCUUUAAGUCCAAUCUGUAUGUAAGUGGAAACAGUUACAAUUAGUAUCUAAUGUCAGUCAAAUAUUUGUCUUAGUAUAUAGUGUUAUGGAUUGAAUUGUGUCCCCUAAAAAUGUAUGCUAACUUGGCUAGUCCAUU